Messenger RNA from Eriocheir sinensis (Chinese mitten crab), 5738 nucleotides. It is a transcript of the gene p115, whose product is annotated as general vesicular transport factor p115-like. Gene Ontology annotation, molecular function: protein binding. Gene Ontology annotation, cellular component: cytoplasm; Golgi membrane; Golgi stack. The coding region runs from base 377 to 3517 and encodes 1046 amino acids. Gene Ontology annotation, biological process: transcytosis; vesicle fusion with Golgi apparatus; intracellular protein transport. The record is from RefSeq and is a predicted model, not a curated record. NCBI's taxonomy places the organism in Eukaryota, Metazoa, Arthropoda, Malacostraca, Decapoda, Varunidae. The transcript has 19 exons.
CCCUCGGCGCCUUCGUCUGCUACGUGGACGUAAACAAAGUGUCAAAAGUGGACGUGCGGGCGACGAGGAGGCGCCUGGAAGCAUGAAAACAGUCCUGGAGGGAAGCUGGAAACGAGGAGAGAGGAGUGAUUGAAGGGAGCAAGGCGAGAAAAUACCACAGCAGCGAUAAAAGGCGUGAGAGGAAGGAGGACAGAGAAAUAGACGAGGAGUGAAAGUACCGGGGAAGGAACCAUAAGGGAGGAACAGGAACAGAACAAGUAUAUUAAGGGUCAGGGGCGGCUACUGAGGCUGUUGGAGGUCAAGGAGAGGCUACUGAAGGAGGUGCAGGAGGAGGAGUUGGUGUGGGAGGCGCAGAAGAAGAAGGAGGCGGUGCAGGAUGGAUUACUUCAGGUCCGUCACGCAGUCCGUCCUGGGCACGCCGCAGCCUGGCCAGCAGCCUACAGGGGCGGAGACGGUUGAGCGGCUGAUAGACCGAGUACAGUCUUCCACCCUCCUGGAGGACCGCCGUGAUGGCUGCCGCGCCCUCAAGUCAAUGUCCCGCAAGUACCGAGUCCUGGUGGGGGCGCACGGAAUGGACACCCUCGCACAGGUUCUGGAGGUUGACCGGAGUGACCACGAGAUUGUCAACUACGCCAUCGAGACCCUGGUCAACAUCACAUCACCCGAGACCUUCCAGGAGGAGCUGGAGGAGGGCGAGGACCCGUCACUCUCCAGCUACUCAUCCAUGGUGGGGGAGCAGUUCACUGAGAUCUUCACCAAGCGUCAGGAGAACAUUGAGCUCCUCAUAAACCUCCUCGACGAAUUUGACUUCAAGGUCCGUUACCCCUCCGUCAAGCUGCUCACCAACCUCCUCAAAAACAGGCCCAAGGAUCUACAGGAAGUCAUCUUAGUCAUUCCCAGCGGUGUCUCCAAACUGAUGGACCUCCUCUCAGACAGCCGGGAGGUGGUCAGGAAUGAUGCCCUGCUGCUCCUGACCCAGCUGACCAAGAGCAACACCAACCUCCAGAAGAUUGUGGCCUUCGAGAACGGCUACGACCACAUCUUUGAGAUCAUCCGCAGCGAGGGGUAUGCGGAUGGCGGGGUGGUGGUGGAGGACUGCCUCAUCCUCAUGCUCAACCUCCUCCGCAACAACCCAUCCAACCAGACGUUCUUUAAGGAAGGAAGCUACAUUCAGAGGCUCUCAUCCUUCUUCUCCCUACCUCUGGACUCCAACGAGGGAUGGUCUGCACAGAAGGUCACCAACAUCCACUACAUGCUUCAGCUGGUCAGGUCACUCGUGGCACCCCAGAACCCAGCGCAGGCCGUGACCUCCUGCCAGCGCGUCAUGAACCAGUGCGGGCUGCUGCAGACCCUCACGGCCCUGCUCAUGGCCUCGGGGGUGCCGGUGGAUAUCCUGACAGCCACCAUCAACACAGUGUCCGACAUGAUCCGCGGGAAUAUACCCAACCAGGAGUUCUUUGCUAGUAUGAUGGCGCCGUCCACCCCGCCCAGGCCUGCCAUCGUGGUGCUGCUCAUGUCCAUGGUGAAUGACAAGCAGCCCUUCGUCCUGCGCUGCGCCGUUCUCUACUGCUUCCAGUGCUUCCUAUACCGCAACCAGACUGGCCAGGCACAGAUCAUACAGACGCUCCUGCCACAAACUGCUGACGUUGUACCGGGAGCUAAGCCAUUUCCCAACUCAGUCACCGCCGGUCAGCUCCUGUGCAGUGGGCUCUUCUCGCCGGACCCCGUGUCCAACUGGUUCGCUGCCGUUGCCCUGAGUCACUCCCUGGUGGACAACCCGGGCCAGAAGGAGAACAUGUUGCGGGUCCAGUUGGCCACGAGCGUCGGCAGCCCCCCAGUGUCCCUUAUGCAGCAGUGUACGUCGAUCCUCCAGGCCGGCCCCAAGGUGCUCACUCGCCUGGGAAUCCUCAUGCUGCUGUCCACUUGGCUAGCACACAGUCCCGUCGCCGUGCAGACUUUCCUGGCCAUCCCGUCUGCCAUCCCGCACCUCACCACACAUGUGAGUCACACUGAGCAGGACGAGCUGGAGAGCGUGAGCCAGGGCCUGUGUGCCUUCCUGCUGGGGCUGUGUGUGCAGUUCAACGACGGUUCUGGCACUAGCUUCUCAGGGGAGUCCCUCAGGCAGCUGGUGACAGACAGGAUUGGCGUGGAAAACUUCUCUGAUAAACUGAGCAACAUCCUGCGAACGGAGGCGUAUACGAAAGCCGUCAAGUCGCCUCAGAUGGCUGUCAAGCAACCGUCAGACCUGGUGUUUGAUCAUGAGUUCUGUCGACUGUUUAAGAGCCUGGAAGUGACGUGCAUGAGGGCCGUGUCGCCUCAGCUGGCCGGGGGAAGCAGCGCAGAGGUCAGUCCGGUGGAGGUGACCAAGUACAAGGACAUCAUCAGGGACCAGGACGCCAAACUCACACAGAUGAAGGAGAAGCUGUCUGGGGUCCUGAAGGAGGUGGAGGAGCUCAAGUCGGGCAAGGAACAACUGGCGGCGAAGGUUCAGCAGCUGCAUGAUGAGAACACAGUCCUGAGGGUGCAGCAAGGCAUCUCAGGGGAAGCCACAGUUGCAAGCGAAGGGAGUGGCCAACCAGACACAACCACAGCCACCACCACCACCGACGACAUCACCAGCACCACCACCACCACCACCACUAGUGCUGACUCUGACGCAACAUCAACCACCACCACAGCCACAGCCACGGAUCAGCAGCAAGUGGAGCAGCUGACCAUCCUUCAACAGCAGCUUGCCGAGAUGACCCAUGCACGGGAUUAUUAUUAUUACGAGAUGUAUAAGAAGGACACGGAGUUGACGACACUGCAACAACAACUACAACAGCAACAACAGAGCAGUGAAGUCCAACAGCAACAGCCUGGUCAGCAAGUCUGUGGUCAGCAGCAAACAGCAACAAACAGUGGAAAUCAGCUCACCAAUCACCUUGAAGGACAGAACGCAGCGGACUUCUUCGACUCGCUGUCCAACCCCGAGAUGGAGAACCUUCGCAAGCAACUAGAAGACUUGCAGCUGGUCCUCUACAACAAAGACUCCGAGAUCCAGCAGCUUAAGGAGGUCGCCAGCACACAACCGCACCCUUCACAGCACAACGGACAUGGCGAUAGAGAUGAGGUCGUCAGCACAAAUGAAGCACACGAAAAGCUACAUCACGAGUGCGCAGCGUUGAAGCAGCAGGUUAAGGAUUAUGAGAUACACAUCAAGCAGCUCCAGACCCAGCUAGAGACGGCGGCAGCAGCAGCAGCAGCGGCUACGGCGGCGUCUGUGGCGUUGGGCCCGGGCUCUGGGACGUCGGCGGAGGCACGGUGCAAGCAGCUGGAGGAUGAGCUUGACACCAUCAGAAGGGAACAGGAAGACUUGCUGGUGCUGGUGACGGAUCAAGACAGCAAGAUGUCCGAGUACCGCCGCAAGCUGAGGGCGUACGGCGAGGACGUUACAGAGGAUGAGGACGACGAGGACGAGGAGGGGGACUUUGCCAUCAGUGAGAACUUCGACGACGACCUGGACGACAUUCAGUGACACGCAUUGUUCUCAGGCCACGACGGCUUGGGACUAAUCGCUGGGGCUGGGGAGGGCUACGUCAUCACUCCAAACUACCUGAGCUUUAUCACCUGAAAGAAGUACACAUAUAAAACAGUUUCCCUCUUUUGCAGAACAUUCUUGAGUUGCUGGAGAUCAUUAGUGACAUUGGGGAGGGUUACAUCAUUACCCCAAACUAUCUUAGCCUUAUUACCGGGAAGAUCAUAGAAGGCAUAGGAGACAUAGCAAUUACAUAUAAAAAUCUUUCCCCCACUCGCAGAAAAUCCUUGGGUUGCUGGAAAUCAUCAGUGACAUUGGGGAGGAUUACAUCAUUACCCCAAACUAUCUUAGCCUUAUUACUGGGAAGAAGAAGAUCAUAGGAGGCAUAGGAGACAUAGCAAGUACAUAUAAAAACCAUUCCCCCACUCGCAGAAGAUCCUCAGGUUGCUGGAAAUCAUUAGUGACAUUGGGGAGGCCUAUGUCAUUACCCCAAACUAUCUUAGCCUUAUUAACAGGAAGAAGAAGAUCAUAGGAGGCAUAGGAGACAUAGCAAUUACAUAUAAAAACCUUUCCCCCACUCGCAAAAGAUCCUCGGGUUGCUGGAAAUCAUUAGUGACAUUGGGGAGGGCUAUGUCAUUACCCCAAACUAUCUUAGCCUUAUUACUGGGAAGAAGAAGAUCAUAGGAGGCGUAGGAAACAUAGCAAUUACAUAUAAAAACCUUUCCCCCACUCGCAGAAGAUCCUCGGGUUGCUGGAAAUCAUUAGUGACAUUGGGGAGGGCUAUGUCAUUACCCCAAACUAACUUAGCCUUGUCACCUGAAGCAAGACCAUAGGAGGCAUAGGAGACAUAGCAGGUACAUAUUAAGACCUUUCCCUACUUACAUUAUCCUCUUGGGCUAUCAGAAAUCAUCACUAGGGUUAGGUAGAGAUAUGCCAUUACUCCUUAUGGUUCUAACUAUCGUAACUUAUUCCUCUGAAGCAAAUACACAUACAAGACCUUUCCCAACUCACACUAUGUCCUUGGUCAGCCAGAAAUCAUCACAAGAGUUAGGUAGAGAUAUGCCAAUACUUCUUAUGGUUCCAACUGUCUUAACUUUGUCCCCUGAAGCAAAUACAGUACCUCAACCUUCCCUCUCACUCACAGUUUAUGCCCUUGUGGUGUCGAGAAUCAUCACCAAGACUGGGAAGGGUCAUGUUAUUAUCUCCAAGGCAGUCUAGUAUCGGAACGCCACCUCCAGGCACAUACAUUCACUACAUAUACGAGGUUAUUCAUGUACUGCGUCAGACGCCCUCAGUGUAACAUUACGAUAGGUUGGGAAGGACAUGACAGGACUUCCACCAUUGCCUGAACCACUUAUAUAUAUGGGGGAAAUACUCUCCUACUUCUGAUGGGAUACUUCAUGAUGACUUGUGUAUUGCCAGAGUCAUUCAUGCACCUCCUCAGACAUCCAGAAUUGUUGCAAGGAGGUUGGGAAUAGCAUGACAGGACUAAACCACUUAUAUGUAUGGGGGAAAUGCUCUCUCCUACUUCUGAUGGGAUACUUCGUGAUGACUUGUGUAUUGCCAGAGUCAUUCGUGCACCUCCUCAGACAUCCAGAAUUGUUGCAAGGAGUUGGGAAUGACAUGACAGAAUUUCCACCAUUGCCUGAGCCACUUAUAGAGGAAAACAUUGAAAAAUAAAUGAGUAUGAGAGCAAUGUGACUUUAAAGUGUUAGAAAUAGAGGGAUUAGCACUGGAUUGAGCAAGAUAGAGGAGGAGGAUCAUCGCAAGUCUGACCCCAAGAAUAGAAGAUGAUGGAUUUUAACAGAAUGAAAAAAGAAGUAGAAGAUAAUAAAUGAGUAUGGAGAGAAAUAUGACUUUGAAGUGUUAGAAAUAGAGGGAUUAGCACUGGAUUGAGCAAGAUGGAGGAGGAGGAUCAUUGCAACUCCGCCCCCAAGAAUAGAAGAUGAUGGAUUUUAACAGAACAAAAACAGAAGAAGAUGAAGAAUGACUCACUCCUACUCUGAUUUGAUACUUGAUGGUUACUUGUAUAUAAGGAAUGUGUCGUUUUCUCUAUAUAUACAUACUCUUGAUACCUCCAAAAAGAGAUUGUUACUAAGUUGAGGAUAUAGAAAGUUAAUAGAGGCAGUACAUUUAUUCAUGAAGUUUAUUUUUAUUAGGUAAGGGUCUGUUUAGGAUAUACAAGACAGGCUGAACUUGUUAAUAAAAGAGAAGAACAUUA